Molecule: messenger RNA, 2802 nt
Organism: Galeopterus variegatus (Sunda flying lemur)
Lineage: Eukaryota; Metazoa; Chordata; Mammalia; Dermoptera; Cynocephalidae
Gene: ITIH2
Product: inter-alpha-trypsin inhibitor heavy chain 2
Exons: 21
Coding region: 1-2646 (881 amino acids)
Biological process (GO): hyaluronan metabolic process
Molecular function (GO): serine-type endopeptidase inhibitor activity
Source: RefSeq, a predicted model, not a curated record
AUGGAAGGCCUCACGUGCUUGCUCAUCUGUUUCUUUCUGUCUGAAGCACAAGCCUUUGAAAUCCCCACCAAUGGACUUUCUGAAUUUGCAGAAUAUGGAGAUCUUGUGGAACUGUCCCCAGGCAAAUUUCAAUUUGUUCCAGAGAACCAGAGGUAUCAGAGAAGCCUUCCUGGAGAAUCAGAAGAAACAAUGGAAGAGGUGGACCAAGUCACCCUUGAAAGCUAUAAAGUCCAGUCCACUAUUACUUCUCGCAUGGCCAACACCAUCAUCCAGAGCAAAGUGGUGAACAACUCCCCAGAGCCUGAGAAUGUGCUCUUUGACGUUCAGAUUCCCAAAGGAGCCUUCAUUUCCAACUUCUCCAUGACUGUAGAUGGCACUACAUUUACUAGUUCCAUCAAGGAGAAAACUGUGGCCCGAGCUCUCUAUGCACAGGCAAGAGCCAAAGACAAGCUGGCUGGAUUGGUGAGGAGCAGUGCUCUUGAUAUGGAGAACUUCCAAACCGAAGUGAACAUCCUCCCUGGGGCAAAGGUGCAGUUCGAGCUUCAUUACCAGGAGGCGAAGUGGAGGAAGCUGGGAUCCUACGAACACAGACUUCACCUGCAGCCCGGACGGCUGGCCAGACACCUGGAGGUAGACGUGUGGAUUAUUGAACCUCAGGGAAUAAGAUUUGUUCAUGUUCCCGACACAUUUGAAGGUCAUUUCGAUGGUGUUCCAGUCAUAUCUAAAGGACACCAGAAGGCGCAUAUCUCCUUCAGGCCCACAGUAGCACAGCAAAGAAAAUGCUCCAAGUGCUCUGAGACUGCGGUGGAUGGAGAGCUGGUGGUGAUGUAUGAUGUGCACAGAGAAAAGAAGGCUGGUGAACUCGAGGUAUUCAAUGGAUAUUUUGUACACUUCUUUGCUCCUGAAAACCUGCACCCAAUUCCCAAAAACAUCCUCUUUGUUAUUGAUGUUAGUGGCUCGAUGUGGGGAGUUAAAAUGAAACAAACUGUGGAAGCAAUGAAGACCAUAUUGGAUGACCUCAGAGAGGAAGACCAGUUCUCCGUGGUUGAUUUCAACCAGAACGUUCGGACCUGGAAAAAUGAUUUAGUUUCAGCUACUAAAACACAGACUGCUGAUGCAAAGAAGUAUAUUGAGAAAAUCCACCCCAGUGGAGGCACAAAUAUCAACGAAGCACUUCUGCGGGCAAUCUUUAUUUUGAAUGAAGCCAACAACUUGGGAUUGUUGGACCCCAACUCAGUCUCUCUGAUCAUCUUGGUGUCUGAUGGAGAUCCAACAGUAGGCGAGCUAAAAUUGUCAAAUAUUCAAAAAAAUGUGAAGCAGAACAUACAAGACAAUGUGUCCUUGUUCAGUUUGGGGAUGGGAUUUGACGUUGACUAUGAUUUUUUGAAAAGACUAUCCAAUGAAAACCGUGGAAUUGCUCAAAGGAUUUAUUCUCUGCUUCACUCACAGGGGGCUAACACCGAGUUGGUCUUGGAAACGCUGGCCCAGAUGGAUGACUUGGAGGAUUUUCUAUCAAAAGACAAGCAUGCAGAUCCUGAUUUCACCAGGAAAUUGUGGGCCUAUCUAACAAUCAACCAGCUGCUAGCUGAGCGAAGCCUAGCUCCUACCGCUGCUGCCAAAAAGAAAAUCACAAGAUCAAUCCUGCAGAUGUCUCUAGAUCAUCACAUCGUGACCCCACUCACUGCGAUGGUGAUUGAGAACAAUGCGGGGGAUGAGCGCAUGCUGGCCGACUCCCCACCACCUGACCAAUCCUGCUGUUCAGGUGCCCUAUAUUAUGGCAGCAAAGUUGCUCCAGGUUCCAUCCCAUCCUGGGCCAACCCUUCACCAGCGCCACUGGUGCCAAUGCGUGCAGAAGGAGCCCAGGUGCUGGAGUCCACGCCCCCUCCACAUGUGAUGAGAGUUGAAAAUGACCCACAUUUUAUCAUUUAUCUACCAAAAAGCCAAAAGAAUAUUUGUUUCAAUAUUGACUCAGAACCUGGAAAAAUCCUCAACCUGGUUUCUGACCCAGAAUCAGGGAUUUUAGUCAAUGGUCAGCUCAUUGGAGCCAAGAAGCCCAAGAAUGGGAAACUAAGCACCUAUUUUGGAAAAUUGGGAUUUUAUUUCCAAAACGAAGAUAUGAAGAUAGAAAUCAGCACUGAGACCAUCACCCUGAGCCGUGGUUCUCGCACGUCUGUCUUGUCCUGGUCUGACACAGCCUACCUGGUUAAUCAGAGGGUGCUUGUCUCUGUGAAGAAAGAAAAAACUGUGACUAUCACCCUGGAUAAAGAGAUGUCCUUUUCUGUUCUACUUCAUCGUGUUUGGAAGAAGCAUCCGAUCAAUGUGGACUUUCUGGGGAUCUACAUUCCCCCCACAAACAAGUUUUCACCUAAUGCUCAUGGACUAAUAGGCCAGUUCAUGCAUGAGCCAGAAAUACAUAUCUUCAAUGAGAGACCGGGAAAGGACCCCAAGAAGCCAGAGGCGAGCAUGGAAGUGAAAGGACACAAGUUGACCGUUACCAGAGGCUUACAGAAAGACUACAGAACGGAUAUCGUGUUCGGAGCAGAUGUUCCCUGCUGGUUUGUGCACAACAGCGGAAAAGGUUUCAUUGAUGGCCACUACAAGGAUUACUUGGUGCCUCAGCUCUACAGCAUUCUCAAAAGGCCUUAAAGGUUUUGAGUUUUGGGAAUUAUAUGUAUAAAAAUACAUCUUCCCUGCUACUUUUGUAGUCUUUCUUCAGUGUGAAUCAUUAAAAAGGAACCAGAUAUCAUGGUGAUCUAUAAAGCCCGUUAACACAUCUGAAGAAAAUAAAUAUUUUGCAGAGAA